This is a messenger RNA of Rotaria sp. Silwood1, 3090 nucleotides long. NCBI's taxonomy places the organism in Eukaryota, Metazoa, Rotifera, Eurotatoria, Philodinida, Philodinidae. The record is from the annotation of a GenBank genome assembly.
AUGGAGGUAACUCAUCAUGAAAAAGAAAGAAAAUUAGUUCCAAGAUUUCGUCGAAAAAACCAAAAUCAAAAUUGUGUUGAUAUUGAUGACCAAGAAGCACAAGCUUUAAUUGAAAAAGAUUUAGAAAGUCAUUUUAUAUGGACAAGUGAUACAAAAGAUGAUUUUAAGUAUCAUUAUGAUAAUGAUCAAUUAAAAGAAAGUAGUCAACAAAUUUCAAUUAAUGAUCAAAUAAAUCAAAAUGUUAUUUUUGAUAUUGAAAAUAAAUCUGAACAAUUAUGGAAAAAUAAUAUUGAACAAGAUGAUUAUCAACUUUUUCAAUGGAAUGAUGAUCAACAACAAUAUAAAAUAUCUUUUUCAAUUCAAAAUACUCAAGAAAAACAACAUCAAUGGGCUUUACAUGAUAAUAAUCAACAAUUAAUGCAAUUUAAUUUAGUCAAUCAACAGGAUCAACAAUAUAAACAUGAUUUAGAUACAAAUACGGAUAAUUCAAGAAAAAAAUUUAUUGAAGGAGAUGAAUUUCGAAAUAACAUAAAAUUCGCUAUUGCAUCUGAUGAUGAAAAAUUAAAUUUGUUUGGUAAAGAUACCGAAGAUAUUUUAUCAGUAAAAAUCGAUCCGUGUAUUCCUCCAAUAAAUUCAACAUUAAGUCUUCCUCAAAAUCCAAUUAUUGUUCAUUGGCUUGAAGGAACUUCUGCAUAUAAUCUAUCAUUACCUGUUGAAGAAUACUUUAAAGAAUACUCUCCUUUAACUGAAAUUAAAAUUGAACUUGAUUCAAAGAAUCUGAAAUAUAUAAAAUGGUCAUUAGAUUUAUUAAAAGAAAAUCUAAUUGUAUCUUAUUUAAUUAGUUUACCCGAUAGUAUUGAUAAACAAUAUUCUCUUCCUGAUAAAUUUCAUUUAAAAUUAUCAAUUGAUGAUGAAAAUUAUAAACAAUUAUUUUCUUUAAUUGAUUUUUCCUUUAAACAAACAUUAAGUAUUUCAUCAGAUGAUAUAAAACAACAAUUAUUAUCAAUAAUUGAUUCAUUUGAUAUAAAACAAAAUUUUGGAAAUGAUGAUCAAUCUUUAUUUUAUCAAUGGUCUUUACAAGAAUUAAAAACAAUUAUAUUAAAUCUUUCUCCUUCAGAAAUUAUCAAUUUAGUUUAUUCACCAAUCGAUGCUAAACAAGUUUUACUUGAACAUUUACUUAUUGAUAGUGAUGAAGUAAGUGCUCGAGCUUUUCGUCGAUAUCGUUGUAAACAUAUGUCAAUAAAAAAUGAUGAUAAACAUCAACUAGAUUCUCUCGAAGGUUUAAAUUUACAAUUUAAAGGAAAUGAACAAAUUGCUAUUGGAGAAGAACAAAUACAAAAUGAUUUCAAUGAAGAACAAAUAUAUCGAGAUUUAACAAAUUCUCAGGUAUUAUUAGAAGAAGAGCGUCCACAAUUAUAUGAUAUAAUAAAAAGUGAAAAUACAUCAGUUAAUUUGGGUUCUUGUUUAUUACGAUCUGAUUAUGAACGUCAACCACCAAAAACUUGGUCACGACUUCGUCGUGAAAUUGGUUAUAUUUCAUUUGAUGCUUCACUUGCUCAACCAAUAUAUAAGUUCGAUAAAUCAUUUAAACGUUUUAUACACAUUCCAGUAAAACGUGAUAGAUGUUCGUAUGAUGUUUAUCGAGGUUAUUCGGAAUUUAUUGAAAAAGUUCGAUUAAAUCCAGAUAAUUAUUUUCGUCGAUUUGAUUCAACUGAUCUUCGUCCAUUACUUCGUUGGUAUUCAGAAAAACAACAUCUUUUUUCUUCAAAUAAUCCAAAUAUGUUAAAACCACCAACAUUUAUUUGUCGUCGAUUAGUUUUACGAACUAUUUUAGCUAAUCUUUACUGUGAUGCCGAUCCAUGGAAAUUACUUGUUAUACGUAUUAAAGGACAAUUUUAUUUAGCAUUAGCUAAUAAAGAAACAAAAUCAGUUGAAAAUAUGUCUAUUGAUGAAUAUAGUGGUUAUAAAUUUGAAGAUUUAUUUACAACAAAUCAACCAAAUACAACAAGACUUGAAGAAAAAAUUCCUUUAGAAAAACCUCAACAACAAUUUCAUACAGUACAAUAUUGGCAAUUUGGAGAUUUUAAUAUACUCUAUUCAAAUGAAAUUGAUGGAGAACUAAAAUGUGAUACACAACAAAAACCAUCAACUACAGAAACGACUGAUACCGCUAAACAAGAAGAUAAUGCAACAACAACAACAACAACAGAAGAAACAAUAACAGAAAAUGCCGAAAAAUCUACCGAAAUAGAUUGGUGGGAAGGUGGAAUAGUUGUCGAAACGGAAAAAUCAUCCGAAGAAAAUGAAGAUAAAUUAAAAGAAAUUCAAAUAAAUGAAAAUCUUCAACUAACAAAAAGUGAUGAAAAUGAAGAUAAAUUAAAAGAAAUUCAAAUAAAUGAAAAUCUUCAAUUAAUAAAAAGUGAUGAAAAUGAAAUAAUUGAAAAGAAAAAACGAAAUGAAUAUGAAUUAAAAUCUGGUUAUAUUGAAAUGAAAUGUACAAAUAAAAAAAUUUUUUAUCGAGAUCAAAAUAAAUUACAAACACUUGGUUGGUGGGCACAAAUGUGGUUAGCUAAUAUAAAUACACUUAUGAUCGGUUAUAAAACAACAAAUGAUGGAAUUGUUGAUCAUUUAGAUAUACUUUCAAUUGAUAAACUUAUUUGGAAAUUUCUUUCAAAAUAUGAUCUUCGUCUUAAAUAUUGUAUUUCUUAUCUUUAUUCAUUUCUUAAUUUAAUUCAAAAAACAGUUCAUAUUGAUGAUCCAAAUACAAUUCAUGCAUUUGCUUAUAUUCCUCAACCAUUAGAGAUUGAUCCUCUCACUGGAAAACCUCUACAAUAUGAUUUACCCGAAUGUGUUCCAUUUCGAUAUACACAAAUGAAAAGAUCAAAUCAAAGACAUUCAAAUUUUAUGCCUCGAUGGUAUAUUCAAGAUAUUCAACGAAGUGUACCUGUUGGAGGAAUUUUAGAAGAUAAUCAACUUAAAACUGUCGAACAAGAAAUGAAAAAACGUAUUGGACAUCGUGGAAGAUCAUCGUGUAUUCUCAAACAAGAGAAACAAGAGAAACAAAAUAAACGAAAAAGGAAACAUAAAUGA